AUGAAAGCUAAAGCACCAUUAAGCAGCAUUAGCAUGAACCAAUAGCUUCCACCUAGGAGUUUAUCAUAAGCGUAGGACAAACAGACUUAAUAAAAGAGUAAAUUGAGUUUGAGUGACGCAGUAAAGACAAGCAAUAGCUCUAAAAUAAAUAAUAAGGAAAAUUUGAUAUAAAGCUCAGCUUGUGUCUCAAAUACUACAAUAAGCGAGUCACAAUCAAGAAGAUCACUCUCUAUUUCAGGCUCUAACCAUAAUAUAAGCUAAAACAGCUGUAGUAAUACUAGCAGCUUGCUAAAGCAAAAUAACAUGUCAUAAGCUUUAAAGUAAAGUUAGUUGUAUACUAAAUAAUCGAUUAUAUAUAAAUGCUUAAAGUAAGGCUUAGAUGAUUUAGUAUGCGAAAAGCAUUCUAAUCAAGAAUAUAAUUACUUUUGUACAACAUGUAAGACUCUCCUUUGUCAUUACUGCUUAAAUAGCGAUAUGAGUAGCUCAGAAGAAAUUGAUCACAGUGAUCACUGGUUUUUGAAUGUUCAUUAAUUUAUGGAUUAUCCUGUUUUAUCAUUUUUAGAAAAUAAUAAACUGCUCUGUGAAAUCGUUUCUUAAAGCUAAUUCUUGUUUUAAAAGAUUAAAGACUAAACUGAAUGCUCUAAAAAGGUCUUAAAAGAAUACUUGAAUAGUCUUAUGUAAUGGAUGUAGAAGCAGAUAACAUAAAUUUAAGAUACAUUUGAUAAGUAGAUAGGUUUAAAACUUGAUGGUAUUCAAAAAUAAAUAGAUUUUAUUCAAGAAAUUUCAAGUAUUUACAAAAACGAAUGGGAUAACUGGAUAGGCUCUAAUGAUAUUUAAUCAAAGUAGGAUUUAGAAGAUCUAUGUAAAAAAUUUAUUGAAAACAGUGAUGACCCAUAACAAUCAAUUAAGCACAACUACGAAGUACUUAAUGACAUAUUAAAAAGUAUUCCUGAGUUAAAUAUUCAGGGAUUUAAGGAUCUUUAUUUUAGAGUGACAGAUAGUUUUAGAUUUUCUUACGAUUACUUGAUAACCCCAAAAAUGACAUAAAAUAAUAAUUAAAAUAACUUGCUAUAAGGUUUCAAAUAAACUAAAGUUCAAAUCCCUGAUUCUCUCAUACAAUUAUAAAAGAGUAUCGAAAGUAUUUAACGUUAAUAUUCUAAUCUUGAAGUUGUAUCUGACUUUUCUAGUAAUGAGGCUUUUAAAAUUCAAAAUAUUAUUCCACUUUGUGAAGGUGAAAGUGAUAAAAUACUGGCAGUUGGAAGUGAUUCUCCCAUAGUAAAAUUUAUUUCUGUAAGCAAAAAGCGCUGUUUAAAUACUCUUAUAAGAAAUGAAAAUGAAUAAAUUAAUAGCAUUAUACCAUUAAAAGACAAAAAGCAUAUCGCUUUGUGUACUAAUAACUAUUUCGAAUUGUUCUCAUUGCAGACAGGAAAAGCAAUAUUUAGGGAUAAAAUGAAUUGUAUCUAGGCUUGCGAGAUUCCAUCUUCAAGAAUAUUAGUUGCUGACACUAAUAAUUUACUAUAUGUAUAUUCAUUUGAAAAUCUUAAAAAUGUUUAAAAAGUUGCUACUUUAAAUCCUAACAUUUUUGCUAGUGCAAUAGAUUUUACAAUUCUUCCUUCCGAUAUAGUUAUUCCUAACUCAAGAUAAUCAUUAGGAGAUUAAGAAAUAAUAGCUAUUGCUGAUAAUAACUUUUAUUCUUCCCAAUAUUCUACAAAUUAAUCAAACAAAUAAAAAUGUGUAAUUCAAUUAUGGGACAUACAGUCUUUGUAACUUAUAAAAUUUCUUCAAUGUCCGCAAUUAAAUUCAGGUAUUUUAAAACUUAAAUUUCUUAAAAUGUCUGACAAAGAAAAAAAUCUCCAUCACUUACUUCUUGCCUUAACUAAUGAUUCUAAAAUCUUAGUUUGGAACUACGUUAAUUAAAAUUAACCUUCAGCAGUUAUUAAUUUAAUACCUGGAGAACAAAAUUAAACUUAAUAUAAUUCUACUAAUUCUUUUAAAUCAGUUAAUUCAUCCAAGUCUAACCCCUAAUAAUAACAAUCCCUAAAUGUAUAAAAUUUUGAUCUUUUAGACGAUGACAAGAUAAUUUACUCACUUGGCUCUACAAUUCUGAUAGCCUCUAUUUAUCAAGCUAAAAUAUUAGGAUGUUUUUGUCAUGAUUCGAUUGACGGAACAACUUAAACCUGCUAAUAUGAAAAUUUUAAUGAUUUCGAACAGCUUUAAAGUAUAAGUAAUUAAUAUAAAUCAGCAUAAAAUGGUAAAUCAUGCUCAUAAUUCACAAGCCUGAUAUUGCUUGGAAAAAAUAGCUAAACAGAACCUAUUAUUUUAGCAAGUAAAUAUAACCCCUUAACCAAGAAAUCAUAAAUCGAAAGUUUUAAAAAAUGA
Molecule: messenger RNA, 2379 nt
Organism: Tetrahymena thermophila SB210
Lineage: Eukaryota; Ciliophora; Oligohymenophorea; Hymenostomatida; Tetrahymenidae
Product: B-box zinc finger protein
Exons: 2
Molecular function (GO): protein binding; zinc ion binding
Source: RefSeq, a predicted model, not a curated record